GUUGUAUUGUUUUGGUUUUAGAAUAAACAGUUUUUGUUAAUUGCGAUCCUGUCAGUAAUUAAUUUCGGAUAUAAUGGAAUAAUUGACGAGAAGAUUUUUGCUCUCAACUUUGAUAAUUUCUGGGAGGUUUACUAUAACGAGACCCUUUGUCCCCCCGGCUUCGCCAACUACACCGCCACAAACCGAACCAUCUGCUACAUCUACAACCGAACCUGUCCCUACCCAAUGCCACUACCAUUCGACCCAUCAUCCAAUUUAACAAAAUCCUUCAACGAAACCAGAAUCCAAGUAACAAAAAACCAAAGACACGACUUCUACUUCUGGGAGGAAAAACGCGGCAGAUUUGGCACACUCUUUGACCAAGAAAUAAAAAAUGCAACCGAAAAUAUGACCGGUGACUUCAUAGCCACCUACAACGAAACUUUUACAUACUAUGCAACCGACAGUAACGCCACCUAUAACCAGUUAUGCGCCUACGACGCGCUUGACACUGACCGCAUAAACUACUGCACACUGUAUGACAAAAUUUGUGCACACGGAAACCCUGAUGGAAACACAACUAACUGUCAUUGCAGACGUAGAGGUGAAAUUAGUACGCAUUUUUGCGAAUUAAAGUGUGACAAUUGGACGGAAACAAAUAGUACGACGUGUAACGAAUGUGAGGAAAUUUUUCACGCUUACAAAGAUCCCACAAUUCGGUUGUGGUUCAACUACCACACGAGAGAAAUAUCAGUGGGGCUUGGAUCCUACUUGAGACUACUUCCGAUCAGUGAAAGCCAAGCGAUUGUCUAUUGUUUCACAGAUGCUGAUCACUCCACUCAUGACAUUACUUACAGGUAUAACUUAAGUCGCCCCAGUGACUUGAAAUAUAAAACGGCCACCUAUAAUCUAGAGCCUGUUAAUGACUCAAUUGGACACUACUGGUGUCAAGGGUUCAAAUUUGAUUUGGGUCCUGUAUCUAGUCCACAAAUUAUCGCCGAGGGAAAACUCCACAGAGAGUCAUUCACAAUGAAUGUGACUGUACGUGAAGACGAAAGGACUUAUCCUUUGACAAUACACGAAAAAACAGAACAAGAACUUGAAGACAUCAUCAAUAAUAAGAGUUUGAUUCAAGAAAUUAAAUUUUUGCGCUUGUAUGAGCGUCAAACUGGCCACAACUCCACCAAUGUCACACUGAGUUAUCGGCUGUACUUGAACGCAACCAACAAUACAAUGAUGGACGUCCUUGAUCAAGUGACCACAAUUUUCAACCAAUCAGAUGCCCCCAACAUCAAAAACUUCACACUUUCGCCCAGCUAUUGUCUCCCUGAUACGACCAUAACCAAUGGUAUAACCCUCACAUGGGGGAAAACCCUGCUGGGAAGCACCACAGUCCCGAAUGAACUGUGCCUCCAAAACAACACAAAACCAGUGACACGUACAUGCCAAGGCGAAUACCUUUAUGGCACUUAUUGGUCGGAGGUUAAAGGCACGUGUGUCAACAACAGCGGCGAAUUAUUCGGUUCACCUCACACUAUACAAUUACACAACCUCACAUAUUCACACUGUGAACCAAACGAAAAAAUCAACCAAUUGAAUGAAAUGCUCCAAGAGAGCAAAACACCAAUAACAAUCGAUGCGCACUUCAUGGCGAAAAUUUUCGAAAACGUGACUUCGUCCCAAACCCUCCAAGUGACCCAAGUCUUGGAAACGGCCAGUAAAAUAAUGAACAUGCCACGUGACGUGCUACAAGAAGCCCAAACAAUGCUCAACUCAACCGACAUGAUCCUAUACAGUCUUGAUACAAUAAUCGCCGGUUAUAACCUAACCGAUGACUAUUUCAGCCUAACCUCUGGCCAAAUCUACACCCAAAUCAGCAACAUCUCGAGCAACAUAACCGGCGCCGCCUUCUACGAAACCAAAACCGGGCGUCGGUUACAACCGCUCCGUAACCAAACCACGCCCGACUACAACGACACCACCUUGAAACUCUGCGCCUAUCUAACGCCCAAAACCAUCGCCCACAACCGUAACGCCAAGUUGGUUAUAACCGUCUUCCUAACCGACUCACUCUUCAACCCCCAAAAAACCACAACCGGUUACACGACCAGUGUUUACGUCACACCAAAUGGGGUUGAUACGUGGGUUGAGGAACCGGUCGUGAUGAUUCGGCCGUUUCGGAAAUACAGGGCCGUACUUAUGUGUAACUACUGGUCGUAUGGGCGCAACCAAUUGUGGUACAAUUUGAAGGGUUCGUGGGAACAUGAGGAUAAAACGCCGGCUUGCACUUUGGGCCAAAUGUGUCCCUGUCCGUUCGUUCGCAUGAACCCGUUUGGGAUUUUGGUGGGGGAUGAGGAUGACGUUAUUUUGAGUAUUGUUACGGCGACCGGUUGCGCCCUUUCGGCGCUGGGCAGUUUGGCGGUGAUUGUAACCGCAGUUGUGUAUAAACAGUGGCGCGAAAAAUCCGGCACUAAAAUACUCCUCAAUUUUGUGUUAACAAACUUGGCACAGAAUAUUUUCCUUGGGGUGAGUAGUGGGGUUAAUAGUUACACGCAAAUCACCACGUGUGUUACAAUAGGGGCGUUACUACACUACUCGGUUUGUUCGCAGUUUGCGUGGAUGCUGAUCAUUGGCUACUUGCAGUACAUGCGCUACGUUGAGGUGUUUUACGUCGUGCACAACAAUUUCGUAAUUUGGGCGUCGGUUGUAGCCUGGAUUUUGCCAAUAGUUCCGGUUAUAACCGUUUUACAAAUGAACGACGCCUACUAUCUCCAAGACAAUUUCUGCUACUUGACCAACAGACCGCUCUUUUACGGUGUUUAUGUCCCGGUUUCCAUCACUUUGACUGUAAACAUUGUCAUUUUUAUGACAAUUAUCGUCAAUAUAACGUGCUACCGGGCCCAUAGUCCGGACCGGUUAAGGGACAAUAUCUCGUGGCUUAAUUUACGUCUCGUCAUUUUACUGUUCUUCCUCAUGGGUUUGUACUGGGUGUUUGGGGUGUCGGCACGUUUGACGCAACUUGUCGCCUUGGAUUAUUUCUUUUGUAUUUCGGCUUCGUUGCAAGGUUUGGUGAUUUUUUUGUAUUUUAUUGUUUUUAAUAAAAUGACGCGGAAUUUUUGGUUGAAACAAUUAAGGCGGGCGGAAAUGAUUACAACAAUGCAGUUGUGGUUGCAACAAAGGAGGAAAAUCGGGAGGGUUAAGCUUGAUAAAGGUAGGACGAAAAGUGUGAAAAUGAGGAUUAUGAAGUCGUUAGGGGAGAGGGAAAAAUGUAAGUAGUUUUGCCUACCUGGA
Tribolium castaneum (red flour beetle) is the source of this 3270-nucleotide messenger RNA. RefSeq names its product adhesion G-protein coupled receptor G6. The record is from RefSeq and is a predicted model, not a curated record. Lineage: Eukaryota; Metazoa; Arthropoda; Insecta; Coleoptera; Tenebrionidae. Bases 226 to 3255 code for a protein of 1009 amino acids. Gene Ontology annotation, biological process: cell surface receptor signaling pathway; G protein-coupled receptor signaling pathway. The transcript is spliced from 2 exons. Gene Ontology annotation, cellular component: membrane. Gene Ontology annotation, molecular function: G protein-coupled receptor activity.